Molecule: messenger RNA, 1673 nt
Organism: Scaptodrosophila lebanonensis
Lineage: Eukaryota; Metazoa; Arthropoda; Insecta; Diptera; Drosophilidae
Gene: Dbp45A
Product: probable ATP-dependent RNA helicase Dbp45A
Exons: 7
Coding region: 83-1570 (495 amino acids)
Molecular function (GO): nucleic acid binding; ATP binding; RNA helicase activity
Source: RefSeq, a predicted model, not a curated record
UUCCCUAUAUUGAAAUCAUUAAUAAAUUCCUAAUAUUAUUAAAGGAAGUAAUUACACAGCAACAACUAUUAAUACGUUAAAUAUGCAGGCAAAGGAAUCUAGUCCUUUCCAAAGCUUGGGCCUGCGACCUUGGCUAGCUAAACAGUUGGCAAAAUUAGGUCUUAAAGGAGCUACGCCUAUACAACAGCAUUGCAUCCCAGCAAUAUUGUCCGGGAAGGACUGCAUUGGUGCUGCUAAAACGGGUUCGGGCAAAACCUUUGCCUUUGCCUUGCCAAUAUUGCAAAAGUUGAGUGAGGAGCCUGUUAGUCAUUUUGCCUUGGUCUUGACACCUACACAUGAGUUGGCCUAUCAGAUUUCCGAACAGUUUUUGGUUGCCGGGCAGCCCAUGGGUGUGCGCGUUUGUGUUGUAUCGGGGGGCACUGACCAAAUGAUCGAGAGCCAGAAACUUAUGCAAAGACCGCAUAUUGUUGUUGCUAUGCCAGGGCGAUUAGCGGAUCACUUAACUGGUUGUGAUACAUUUUCAUUUGAUAAUUUAAAAUAUCUGGUCGUUGAUGAAGCAGAUCGCAUGCUGAACGGUGACUUUGACGAAAGCCUCGCCAUAAUUGAGAGAUGUUUACCUCAAUCCCGCCAAAAUCUAUUCUUUUCGGCCACUAUGAAGGAGUUUAUAAAAGAGUCCAGCAUAUUUACCAUAGCUGCGGAUUGUGUAGAAUGGUCUCAGGACUCUGAAAUUGCCACAGUUGACACACUCGACCAGCGCUAUUUACUUUGUGCGGAUUAUGAUCGAGAUAUGGUGUUAAUUGAAGCUUUGCGGAAAUACCGCGAGGAAAACGAAAAGUGCAACGUUAUGAUUUUCACAAACACAAAAAAAUACUGCCAGCUUCUUUCGAUGACAUUGAGAAACAUGGAUAUUGAGAACGUAUGCUUGCAUGGUUUUAUGCGUCAAAAGGAGCGGGUCGCGGCUCUUAGUCGCUUCAAGUCAAAUCACAUACGCACACUUAUUGCUACAGAUGUGGCGGCCCGUGGGCUAGACAUACCGAGCGUGCAGCUGGUCAUUAAUCAUAUGCUGCCCCGCACGCCAACUGAAUACAUUCAUCGAGUGGGCCGAACGGCAAGGGCUGGACGGAAAGGACUGGCUAUAUCGAUAUUUCGAUUUCCCAGAGAUCUGGAGUUGCUCGGGGAAAUUGAAGCCAAAAUCAAUACUAAACUAACAGAACAUCCUAUUGAUCAGCGCAUGGUUGAGCGCAUCUUCAUGCAAGUAAACGUGACACGCCGGGAGUCCGAGAUGAAAUUGGAUAACAAUGAUUUUGAUGAACGCGCUCAAAACUAUAGACGUAAAACAUGGAUACUUGAGGGAAAGGAUCCCGAUGAAAUGGAAGCGCUAUAUCGGAAAAAGCAAAAGGAAAAACUACGCGAAAUUCGUCGCAAACGAAAGCAACGCCAAACCGAAUCUGAAUUGAAUCGGGAAGGCAAGGUGUUGCUGCAGGAUGAACGCUUUAAAGAUGUAAAUAGUGCACGCUUUGAGAAAAAAUAUAAGCGCGCAAAAAGUAAAGAUACCUCAGAAGCAAAUUAAUUUGUUAUCAAAGUAUUUUAUAGUUCAACAAAUAACUUUUGAGCUUACACUAGACUAAGCAGUUACAAAACGCCUAAUUAAAUACAUAAUUUCCAAAAAUUCA